UCUCUAACCUUUCCCCUAAACCUUCUCUCAACCAGCCUAUGGCUACCACUCUCCCUGGUCCUCCUCUUCUUCCUUGAUCCCCUCCACCGCCUUUUUCUACCAUCAAGGGCAGGAUGGCCGUCUCAUCGACAUCUCAUGGCCUCCUGUCUCUCCUCCUCCUCAUCCUCAUCCACCUUCUCGUCUUCCUCCACUACCCCACCCAUGUUGCCGCCACCACAGGCAUCCGCCUUGGCAUCAUCCGGAAACCUUCUCCAAAUGUUGCCAUCUUUCGAGAAGCACCAGCUUUCCAAAACAUGGAUGCAUGCGAGCAUGCAGAGAAAAUUCACAUCGCCAUGACACUUGACUCCAAUUACCUAAGAGGCACCAUGGCGGCCAUGCUUUCAAUACUGCAGCACUCGAUGUGCCCAGGGAUUGUCGAGUUCCACUUUCUCUGGGCACGGUUCGACCCGGAGGUGCUCUCCAACAUCCAAUCCACCUUCCCCUACCUCAAAUUCAAUGUCUACCGCUUCGAUUCGAAUAGGGUACGUGGGAAAAUAUCAAAGUCGAUACGCCAAGCCUUGGACCAACCCUUAAACUAUGCACGUAUUUACCUAGCCGACAUACUUCCAGUUGAUGUGAAGAGGGUUCUAUACCUAGACUCGGACCUUGUGGUUGUGGAUGACGUGGCAAAGUUAUGGAAGGUUGACUUGCAAGGGAAGGUAUUGGCAGCGCCAGAAUAUUGCCAUGCAAACUUCACCCAAUAUUUCACAGAAUCGUUUUGGUCCGACAGUGAAAUGUCCAAAACGUUUGAGGGCAGAAAUCCUUGCUAUUUCAACACAGGGGUGAUGGUGGUGGACGUGGAUAAAUGGAGACAAGGUGAAUACACUAAGAAAAUGGAGGAGUGGAUGGUGGUGCAGAAGCAGAAGCGAAUUUACCAUUUGGGGUCUUUGCCGCCAUUUUUGUUGGUUUUGGCCGGAGACAUCACGGCCGUUCAUCACAGGUGGAAUCAGCAUGGACUCGGUGGGGACAAUCUCGAAGGCAAGUGUAGGAGUUUGCAUCCUGGCCCUAUAAGCCUGUUGCAUUGGAGUGGGAAGGGCAAGCCCUGGUUGAGGUUAGAUUCAAGAAAGCCAUGCACCGUUGAUCAUCUGUGGGCCCCAUAUGAUCUCUACCGUUCAUCAGCUCAUCAUUUUGAAGAAUGAGAUGAUGAGAUCAACGUACGGUGCGAGAAGAGCAAGAAGGUGAAAAAUAGUUUUGGACCAUAAAAUUUGGGUCAGUGGGGAUAAGGGAGUUUGAUUAACUAGAAGAGCAAGAAGGUGAAAAAAUGGUCAUUGGGAGGGCAUAUUUCGUACUUAGAGGAAACACAUGGAGGAGGAAGAAGACCACAUAAUGUUAUCGGCAUAGCUUUCGACCGCCGGAAGAUCCUCUUACCGGAGUUUUAUGGCGGCCCUAAACAGUAUUUGUUUAAAUAUGGAAUUAUGUCUCCAAAUCCAGUUUAGUGUAUAAUUAAGUUUAUUUAGCCUAACAAUUUGUUGAUACAUUGUUGUUUUCCUUUUUUUCAUUUUUGGUAUAGUUUUUCUUGUA
Malus domestica (apple) is the source of this 1560-nucleotide messenger RNA. Its product is annotated as probable galacturonosyltransferase-like 4. Gene Ontology annotation, molecular function: glycosyltransferase activity. The record is from RefSeq and is a predicted model, not a curated record. Gene Ontology annotation, cellular component: Golgi apparatus. NCBI's taxonomy places the organism in Eukaryota, Viridiplantae, Streptophyta, Magnoliopsida, Rosales, Rosaceae.